CGUAUGUUUACCAAUAUGGCGUUAACGUGAACACGUGCGUUUGUUUUGGAACAGUUCAUGGGGUGUAAACUACUUAUGUUAAGAUCUUCACAGAAGCAUGAGGAUGAUGGAUGAACAGCCGCCAAGCAAAAGGCGAAAGUUUAACUUUACAAAUGUCCAGUUUAAAGACAGGGACAAAGACAGAGACAAAGUGAACAAACUGCGAGAAGAGAGAAAGAAGCUCCCCAUCUUUCCUGCACGCUCCCGUCUUGUACAGGAAGUGAGGAAACAUGACAGUGUCAUCGUCAUCGGGGAAACUGGAAGUGGAAAAACAACACAAAUACCUCAGUAUCUGCUCGAGUGUGGUGUACACCAUGGCAAGCUCAUUGCAGUUACACAGCCUCGACGAGUGGCAGCCAUCACAGUGUCUCAGAGGGUCGCCCAGGAGAAGAACAGUGAAGUGGGAACACUGGUAGGCUACUGUGUGAGGUUCGAUGAUAUGACGACAGACAGCACGAAGAUAAAGUACAUGACAGAUGGCAUGCUGCUGAGAGAGGCCAUCUUGGAUCCGCUCAUGAACAGGUACUCUGUUGUGAUCCUGGACGAAGCACACGAAAGAACGAUACACACAGAUGUUUUGUUUGGGGUUGUGAAAGCAGCUCAGAGGAACCGAAAGAAGAAGGGGCUAAAGCCUUUGAAGAUAAUAGUGAUGUCAGCUACGAUGGAUGUGGACCACUUCUCUACCUACUUCAACCAAGCACCUGUUCUCUACCUCGAGGGGCGACAGUUUCCAGUCCAGGUGUUGUACUGCUGUGAGCCCCAGAGUGACUACCUGUUUACCUCCCUUGUCACACUCUUCCAGAUCCACAGGGAGCAGCCUGCCGGUCAAGAUAUUCUGAUAUUCUUGACGGGUCAAGAAGAGAUUGAAUCUGCUGCCAAGUCAAUACAUGACAUCUCGCGGGACAUGGUUGGCGAGGCCCCACCACUGGUUGUCUGCCCUUUGUAUGCAGCCCUGCCAGCACCUCAACAGCUCAAGGUCUUCCAGCCAACACCAAAAGGCUCAAGAAAAGUGAUUGUAUCAACCAAUAUUGCGGAAACAUCUGUCACCAUCCAUGGUGUGAAGUUUGUCAUCGACUGUGGAAUGGUGAAGGCCAAAGUGUUCAACCCCCACAGUGGUCUCGAUUUGUUGAGGGUGGUGCGGGUAUCUAAAGCGCAGGCACUACAGCGGACGGGGCGGGCUGGUCGAGAGGCUGCAGGAUCGUGCUACCGCAUCUUCACAGAAAAACAGUUUGAGUCCCUGAAAGACAACACAGUGCCGGAGAUCCAGAGGUGUAACCUGUCCAGUGUUGUGCUCCAGAUGCUGGCUCUCGGUAUAUCAGACAUCAUAAAGUUCGACUUCAUGGAUAAGCCAUCAAUUGAAUCAAUAGUCUGUGCCUUAGACAAUCUUAUCUUACUUGGAGCUAUUGAGAAGAAGGACAAAAUACAGCUAACCCCAGUAGGGAGAAAAAUGUCUGCCUUCCCUCUUGAACCACGACUGUCAAAGGUCAUCCUCAUGGCGAAAGAAUAUCACUGUCUGGAGGAGAUACUGAGUAUUGUGUCCUUGCUGUCUGUGGACUCCAUCUUGUUUACCCCCCACAGUAAGAGAGAAGAGGCUCUUGCAGCAAGGAAGAAGUUCAUCUCCAGUGAAGGAGACAGCAUCACGUUGCUCAACAUCUACAAGGCAUACAAGGGGGUCGGGGGAAACAAGGAUUGGUGUCGGGAGAACUUCAUCAACAUGCGCAACAUGAAGACGGCGCUGGAGGUGCGGCGGCAGCUGCGUGACAUCGUGCAGCGUCAACAACUACCGAUACAGUCAUGUGGACAGGACACCACCGCCAUUAGACGGUGCCUGUCCACGGGUUUCUUCAUGAACGCUGCUGAGCUGCAGAGGACUGGCGACUACAUCACUCUGUCAGUGAGGAAGACUGUGUCCAUCCAUCCGUCCUCCGCAUUGUUCCAGUGCAAGCCUGCCUAUGUCCUGUAUAAUGAGCUGGUUCAGACUUCCAAGUGCUACAUGAGAGAUCUGACUGUAGUUGAUCCUGAUUGGCUGUCUGAGGCAGCACCUGUCCUCUUCAAGAAGAAAGCUGCUGCCGCCUCCGUAACAUAAUACAUCCCAUGUGGGGGAUACGAGGAUGUGAUACGACCAUGAUGUACCGGGGUGGUACACCUGUGACUGGCUGAUGAUACUGAGAGAUAGGCAGAGUGAGAUGGGAUUGGGGAGGGGAGGGUAACAUGGGGAAUACCUUCUGUGGGCUGGAUUAUCAUGAAAGAUUAUGUGCAUACUUAAUGAUGUCAAGACUGGCCAGAGACAGAGGGGAUGGGGGAAGUACGACCAAUGCAUCCAUCCUCUGUUGGAUGGUAUCUCAUGUAAGAUGAUACACACAUAACAUUAUCAAAAAAGGAGUGAAGAAAUAGAUUUUUGAGUAUACUUUUUCAUCUUGUAAAUAUUUUCAAAUUGCUAAGGAGUAAAAGUUUUUGAUGUGACAGUAUUCCUAUUGAGAUAAAUAAUGAAUGACUUGCCAGUCGGUGGAACUAGGUUUCAGGGAUACCUAUGCUAUUUAUGAAGAGUAUGUUAGUGUAAUAUGUUCUACAUUAGCUGUAGCAUGUUACUGAAAGGUCGAGUUCCCAUUGUGUGUUGUAUAUAUGUAAAUAAACCAUGUAUACACGAAA
This is a messenger RNA of Haliotis rufescens (red abalone), 2688 nucleotides long. RefSeq names its product ATP-dependent RNA helicase DHX33-like. Gene Ontology annotation, molecular function: RNA binding; ATP binding. The transcript is spliced from 21 exons. Bases 98 to 2125 code for a protein of 675 amino acids. The record is from RefSeq and is a predicted model, not a curated record. Gene Ontology annotation, cellular component: intracellular anatomical structure; nucleolus. Gene Ontology annotation, biological process: positive regulation of transcription by RNA polymerase I. Lineage: Eukaryota; Metazoa; Mollusca; Gastropoda; Lepetellida; Haliotidae.